CGGGGACAGCGAGUGGCCGCUGCUCCCUCCUUCCCGGAAAUGGAUGGACCCGCCUGUUGGCAGGUAAUGAGGAGGCCCAGAUCUACAAACUGGCUGGCUACCAGAAGGACUGAUUUCUAAACUUUUUCUAAAUAUGGAUUGCAGAAGAAUAGGAGGCCAUGGACACACACUCUCUCCAACUUCCUCUAUUAACUGCAUAAAAGCCCUAGCAACUGGAAUUCGAGCACAUAGUAUAUGCAUGGUAUCUGAUUUUUUUUAUCCAAAUAUGGGAGGAGUGGAAAGUCACAUCUACCAGCUGUCACAGUGCCUGAUUGAAAGAGGGCACAAAGUUAUAAUUGUCACCCAUGCUUAUGGAAACCGAAAAGGCAUUCGUUACCUCGCCAGUGGUCUGAAAGUUUAUUAUUUACCUUUGAAGGUCAUGUACAAUCAGUCUACAGCAACAACGCUCUUCCAUAGUCUGCCUCUACUCAGGUACAUAUUUGUGCGGGAGAGAGUCACCAUAGUCCAUUCCCAUAGUUCGUUUUCUUCCAUGGCUCAUGAUGCACUCUUCCAUGCCAAGACAAUGGGACUACAGACAGUUUUUACAGACCAUUCUCUCUUUGGAUUUGCUGAUGUCAGUUCGGUGCUUACAAACAAACUUCUAACUGUGUCACUGUGUGAUACAAACCACAUCAUUUGUGUCUCGUACACUAGCAAGGAAAACACUGUACUACGAGCCGCACUGAAUCCUGAGAUCGUAUCUGUCAUCCCUAAUGCUGUUGAUCCCACCGACUUCACUCCAGACCCAAGUAGGAGGGAUGAUAGUAUGAUAACAGUAGUUGUUGUCAGCAGGCUUGUUUACAGAAAAGGUAUAGAUUUGCUUAGUGGUAUAAUUCCUGAACUUUGUCAGAAAUAUCCAGAUUUACAUUUCUUAGUUGGAGGAGAAGGACCAAAGCGAAUAGUUUUGGAAGAGGUACGGGAAAGAUACCAACUACAUGACAGAGUGCGUCUUUUAGGGGCUUUGGAACACCAGGAUGUUAGAAACGUGUUGGUCCAGGGACACAUUUUUCUCAAUACUUCUCUCACUGAAGCCUUCUGUAUGGCAAUUGUGGAAGCAGCCAGUUGUGGUUUACAGGUUGUGAGUACAAGAGUUGGUGGAAUCCCUGAGGUGCUACCGGAAAAUCUUAUCAUUUUAUGUGAGCCCUCAAUGAAAUCUUUGUGUGAUGGUCUGGAAAAAGCUGUUGCCCAGAUCAGGUCAGGAACACUACCAACCCCAGAAACUAUCCAUAACAAAGUAAAGACAUUCUAUACAUGGAGGAAUGUUGCAAAGAGAACUGAAAAAGUGUAUAACAGAGUUGCAGAUGAAGUGGUAUUACCAAUGGACAAGCGGCUUGACAGACUGAUAUCUCACUGUGGCUCAGUGACUGGGUGUAUUUUUGCUCUUUUUGCUGUAUUAAGCUUCCUUUUCCUGGUGUUUCUGAGAUGGAUGACUCCAGAUUCCCUUAUUGAUGUUGCAGUAGAUGCCACAGGUCCUAGUGGAGCAUGGACUCAACAGUAUUUUUCUAGUAAAAAAGAAAGUGAGAAAGAAGAGAUUUCAAACUGUUAAAAAUGUUUGAAGUGAGGAAGAAGGGCAUUGCUGUCUAAAAGGUUUUAGUAUUUGCUGAUAGUUAGUUCCAUAAAGAGAUACUGUUUUUAAACUCUUAAAAGCUUUCCUAAAUUGUUGGAAAGAAACUUGAUAAAAUGUGCUACCUCAAGUUAGGAUUGUGCUAAUUAGUUUUGGGGAAAGAUUUAAACAUAUGCAGUUUAUGGACAUAAUUCUUUUGCACUUAAAGUAGGGAGGAAAGUGGUAAUAUGUACAGCUCAGGUGUAAAACUACCUUCAGAGAGACAAGAAUACUAGAUUUCAUCUGUUAUUAGUGUAUUAUACAGAGAACGAGCAUGGAUUUUUCAUGGUGUUAUACCAAUAUAAUAAAAACCAGCAGGAUCUUAUUAAGAGGGAUAAGACAAAGAUGCCACAUUUAUUGUAAAUAUAAUAAUAAGGCAAAAGAUAAAAGCAAACAACGUUGUUUUACUACUUAUUCCUAUCACUGCUUAUUCCUUAUACACACACACACAUCAUUCAUUCAGGUUCUGUAUAGGUGUUAUAGUUACCAGCCUAGAAGUUGCUCAUUCCAAGUUACUGGCCAGGUAUCUUGGUCAUGAGGAUGGAGCCAAGUCUGUGUCAGAUGCAUCUGAUGCUCCUGGAGAUUGGCAGCCGAACCAGGGACUCAAAGUCCUCACUUUUUAGAGUCCAUUUUUGUAGGAAUUAAUUCCUAUGUUAGUCUAUGGGAACCGUUUCAUCCUGCUGUUGUUGGCUCAAUUAGCAGAUGGCACAUUCCUGGUGGCUCCACACUGUUUAAAGUGGCACAUUCCUUCCAGGUGUUUGAGGUGGAUCCCAGUUUACCCUCCAGGGGUUGUCUGGUGGUCCACUUGACACAUUCUUCGGCCGAUGGAUCCUUUCCAGGCUGGCACCUCCCUAACCAUUCACGUACAUCAAACAUUCAUCAACAUACAUUCUAUAUCUUAACCAUAUUUUAGUUUACUGUCUCCUCCACUUUUGGAAUGUGUGUUAAUUCCUAUGAGAUUCCUGGCCCUGUAAUCACAGAGGGUGAGGGUCUGUUUGUUUACAUUGUAUCAAUUACAGCUUAAGACUAGCAUAGUGUUUACUUCAAGAACAAAGUCAAUUAACUUGUUUGUAAGUUUUACACAGUAAUAGAGUAUCUUUCACAGGACAGAUACAAUCAGUGUUCUCUGCAGACAGGAGUUUACAAGCCCCAACAGAAGAACAAAAAGACCUCUGCACUUGGUGAAAUUGGGGGGGUCACUGUCACUUGGGGGAAUCACUGUUAGUACCCUCUUUAAUAUCCAUACAGUGGCACCUAGGGUGCAAAAUACAAAAUUAACUAGCUUUAGAUGGUUUUUGCCAACUCCUGAUAUUUGUAUUGAUGUAUUGGAGACCUGUGAAGAAUUGGCAAAAUAAAAAUACCUACGCAAAUCAAUCAAAAACUGAAAAGUGAUAUGUGAAAUCACUUCUGUAAAAACAAGCACAUUACCAUGUAGACUUUCAGCAUUUGAUAUACUGCUAGCCAGCUCUUGUCCUAUCCAGCUGUAUCCCCUAGAUAGACACUUCUGGCUGCACAAAACUAAUUUUGAAAGGGUUCUUCAAUGUUCUGCCUAAAUGUGAUCAGUAUCUCUCUGAUCUAUCAAAACUCCAUUAUAGAAUUUGUUUUGAUAUUUUAGAAAAUGCUAAAUACUGCCUAUUUCACUCUUACAUGUAAAAGUAACAUUUUAUUUUGUUUGUUUUUAAAGUACUCAUGAAAGUGAGGGAAUUAUAUUGUUUUUUAGAAAUCAGCAUAAUGCAAAGACACAAGCUUCCAAGAAUAGCUCAGGUCUGCCAACUUCUCCAGUAGACCGUGCCAAAGUGUAUGGUAACUUCUGUUUGUAUGAGAGAUGUAGAUAAACAUCCACUAAGGGCUAGACAAAAACUACUGGUUUUUUUUCGUUUAUGACAUCAGUUGCAUUUGAAUUCAUCUUCAGAAGAGAAAAUGUUAAAUGUUAUGACACCUAGACUGCACCAAAGAUAUUCUUAAAUGAAUCCAGCAAGUUAAAUCUCUUUCUGGAAAAAGUUAGUGGGUCUGGCCAAUAGAUUUGCAUAUUCCCUGUGAGGUGAGAAAUGUGGUCCCUUGCAGUCAUUGGUUCACUAGCCCUAAUCUAAGUAGUCUACACCUAUAUCAAUCAGAAAACAACUUUGAACACAUAAGAAGUGAAGAUAUGAUAUUUCACAUUCCUGUAAAGCAACUCUCUCAGGACAUUAUCUGUUGUAUGCACUGGAUUAAUUUCUUGUUAUAGCAUUGUUUUAAACUGAAGGGGUUUAACGAACCUGUGCAUAAUGAAACUCCCCAUGAUAUAAUUGUAUUCUGGAUGUGCAAUAUGCAAAGCAAUGUUUUCAAAACUUUGCAGAAUAACUGUGAACAUGCAACCAAUCAAUGUUUUGUACAAACAUCUUCUAAAAUUUAAGUUUAUUUUGCUGUGUUAGGUUGCAAAAUUGACAACUUUUUUUUAAAACUAAAUCUGUUUAACAGUAUUUUAAUGAAGCACUGAUGUGAUUAUGAGAGGCACACUGUUUACAAAGUCUAAGAUUUAGUUUCUUCUGUUAGAAAAAAUGCUCAGCUCUAGAUAUUUAACAUACAGUAAACAUAUUAUACAUUUGAACAUUUUUUAAAUGUUAAGAAAAAAGUAGAGAUUAAAUAUAGUACUACUACAGAGAUUGAUAAAGUGGGUAGAGUUGUAGGUAACACUUUACUAAGGAGAAUUUUGUAACUUUUAAAAUCUGGUGCACUAUUUAUUUUUUGUAAAAACAACUUCUAAAAAAUCACUGAUACCAUUUCAACUUAGUUUUACAAUAAGUAUUUUUGAAAUGUUAUGCUGAUUUCAGUUUUCUUUUGGAACUUUUUUGUUUUGAUUGCCAAAAGCAUAUAGGAACUCAUGUAAAGCGUACAGAACUCAUAAAUUAUACAAAACUCAAAUGUAGAGUAGGAGAAUUAUAUAUGAUAUUCUUUCUUGUGCCAGAGUAUUACAUGCUUCUGACUAAUACAAUAAGGCCUUCUCAUAAUGUUGUACAAUUUACAGGUUACCUCAGGUUUCUAUACUUUGCAAUAAAGCACUGAUAUUUUUAGUUAUAACGUGCAUACCCAAACACUAGCAACAUAUAUGGAAACUCACUGCACUGAUGCUGCUGCUCACUAUUCUAGCAUUGUAACUAGAAUGUUCUGUGGUAAACGACGUAUAAAAGAAAAGGGUUUUGGCUUGUUGUAAAUGAAGUUUAAUCUGACUGACUUAAUUACAAAUGAACUGUAUCUCACACAGUAUAGUUUAUAAUAUCUGUAGUUCGCCUGAUCACACUACCAAUUUCCUCUUUUCAAACACCAGGUCUUUGACCUCAUCAGUGUAUCCAUUAAUAGUUCCACUGGACUCAGUAGGAUUACUCUCCUACAUAAAGUUACUCCGUAUACGUAAAUGUUUGCAGAUCUGGGGCCUAAAAUUGCAGUGUGCAAGUUAGAUGAGUAAAAGUGGGCAGGAUGGAGUCGUCUGGCUAUACCAAAAGAAGGACAAGAGACACUUGAUAUGGUUUUAAUUAGGCUGCAACUUUAUUAUUAGAUGUCCAGGACUACCCAGCAGAUAAGUCUGCAGUGCAGAUAACCCCAUAUUCAUUCAGUAUCGACCUGGGAACUUCCUCUAGCUCCACUCUUUUUCUUUUUUUUUUUUCUCCCCCAUCCAGGGCCCCCAGCCAACCCAUUGAUGGGACUUUACCAUCUCUCCCCUGCUUGAAUGAGGGUUAAGGUUAGCUAUAAGAAAGGGGUUGGCUCCCUGCCGUACCAGUCAUAGGAGCCCCUCUCAGAGAGAGAGACACACACACACACCAGUUCCACUCCUUUAACCAACACCUCCUUUUUAAGUCCUUUACCAAGCUAUUUAUCUGGUCACGGUACCUUCCCUAUGGAGUACCUGCACUGGACAAGUAUGCAAGUUAGAUGAGUAAAAGUGGGCAGGGUGGAGUCAUUCCUUUCACAGUCAGUGAGUGAUUCAGAAGACAGCAGUAGGCAACAAUGGGAAAAGGAGAGGAGGAAGAGUGCAUCCGAAGAAGUGGGCUGUAGCCCACGAAAGCUUAUGCUGAAAUAAAUUUGUUAGUCUCUAAGGUGCCACAAGGACUCCUGUUCUUUUUGCGGAUACAGACUAACACGGCUGCUACUCUGAAACAUAGAAUAGAAUAUUUGUGGGACUGACAAAGGCAUGGAAUACUUGAGGAACAAAGUAUAGAAAGCCCUGCAGAGUUCAUGGGUAAAUGCCAGUAUAAUAGUAAGCAGAUAAUACUUUUUAAAAAAUCUGAAGAUAUAAUUGUGAAAUAUAUUUUCCACUUUUACAAAUAAUAUCCAUUAAGUGUUACCAAACAGUGAAUCAAACCAACUGAAGAAAUAAUGUGUCUUAAAUGGAGAAAAAUCUGAAAGACACCUUUUGAAUAAAGGAUUACAGAAGAUAUUUCCCUCUUCUUGAUGGAGCGGGUCAUCUUGAAAACUUGAGUGGUUUGACUUACUUCCUUAUUUCAAAGAUGAUGGAAAUCUUAAACUGAUUUGCAUUCCAUAGCAUGUGAGACCUUGCCUCUUGUGCCUAGACACUCUGUACAGACACUGUGAACAUACAUAACAGCAUGCUGAUAAUGUAAAAUAACCUGUUAAAAUCAGAUCAAGUAUCAAGGGAAGUAUGAAUGCCUCCUUACUGUAUGAUAUUCAAAUGCUUUUUUAAGAGUCUAGAUAGAUCUACAAAGGUAUAUCAACUUGUAAUGUUUAAUCAUUUUUGUGAUCAAGGCUUUCUGUAUAAAUAUUUUGUAAUAUAAAUUUAUUUUCCUUUUGAUAUUUA
Messenger RNA from Gopherus flavomarginatus (Mexican gopher tortoise), 6431 nucleotides. RefSeq names its product phosphatidylinositol glycan anchor biosynthesis class A (gene PIGA). NCBI's taxonomy places the organism in Eukaryota, Metazoa, Chordata, Testudines, Testudinidae. The coding region runs from base 134 to 1585 and encodes 483 amino acids. The record is from RefSeq and is a predicted model, not a curated record. The transcript is spliced from 6 exons. Gene Ontology annotation, biological process: GPI anchor biosynthetic process. Gene Ontology annotation, cellular component: glycosylphosphatidylinositol-N-acetylglucosaminyltransferase (GPI-GnT) complex. Gene Ontology annotation, molecular function: phosphatidylinositol N-acetylglucosaminyltransferase activity.